Molecule: messenger RNA, 744 nt
Organism: Brassica oleracea var. oleracea
Lineage: Eukaryota; Viridiplantae; Streptophyta; Magnoliopsida; Brassicales; Brassicaceae
Product: putative F-box protein At3g18340
Exons: 1
Coding region: 23-742 (239 amino acids)
Source: RefSeq, a predicted model, not a curated record
GUUGAGACGCGGUCGACAAAUUAUGACCAAAAAUAUUCGAUUUAAGUUAUGUGGGAUAGGAUACGAUAGUAAUAGAUCCGAAAUAAGUUACAAGUUAUUUGGGUAUCAUUAUUAUUACGAACACGAUUAUAAACUUGAAAUAUAUGAGUGUGCAUCUAAUACGUGGAAGUAUAUCAAUGCCCCUUACGAAGAAUGGCCAAUAAAAGAACCGUUAGAUAAUCAUAUAUCACUUGGUGGAAAUUCGUAUUGGACUGCUUAUAACAUCGAGACUAGCGAGUAUCUCAUCCGAAAAUUUGAUUUUUCAAAGGAGAUACUAAAGAACUUUUGUAUUCUACCGUGUAUGAAGAACCAUGAGGGAGAUACUCAUUACCUCUCGGUUUUUAGAGGAAACCGGUUUUCAAUGUUAGAACAAUGCAAUAGAACAAGUGAGAUAGAGAUUUGGGUGACGGAAAAGAAAAUCAAAAAUGGGGAUAAGGAGGAUGUGGUAUGGAUGAAGUUCAUGAGUGUCUCAAUACCUGACAUCCCUAGGUUAACCUUAUCUAACCAGAGUUUAGGACGUUGUCCAAGUUACUUCAUUGAUGAUAGGUAUGAAAAAAGCUUUGUCCUGUGUUUUACGGACGAAACUAGACAUGGUUGCAUUUAUAUCGCCAAGGGAGGUUUGUCAAGAAAGGUUAAAAUAGAUGAUGUGGGUGAUGGUUAUAGUCACUGUAUAUAUGUUCCAAGUUUCAUCCCCAUUCCUUGAGA